UGUUGCUGUUGGCCAGCAGAGUUCAGCACAGGCCGCCGGGGACAUGCCCAUGCGCAGUAGCCCUCCGAAUGCAGGUCCUGCCGCCGCGGCAUCUCAGAAGCAGCAGCAGGAAGAAUGGCAGACACAGUGCAGUCAGAAGAAGCGCACGCAGGCCGGGCAAGGCUGGGGCGGACAUAAGCAGCGCACGCAAUGCCGCGCUCCUACACAACAACAGCAGCAGCAACAACAAAAGAGUGGACAACAGCAGGUUGGACAAGAGCGAGGACAGGGCGACAGUCAACCACAAGGCCAAGGAGGCGCCCAGACCUAUAGUCCGCCCCAAACGCAAGACCAGCGCCCCCAAGCUCAGCCCCCAAGAGCCCAGGGACACGGACUGCCGCUGUCGCCUCUCCCAGGAGUGCCCAUAAAAUGUGGAACCCUGGGGCGACCUGGCCAGGCUGCUGUCAAUUAUUUGGAUGUGAACUUGGAUAAAAUGCCGGCGGUUGCCUAUCACUACGAUGUGAGGAUCUCACCCAAGCGCCCCAAGAAGUUCUAUCGUCACGCCUUUGAGCUGUUCAGAGUGGAACAUUUGGGCGGUGCGAUUGCCGCCUACGAUGGCCGCUUCUCCUGCUACACGGCGGACAAAAUAGUUUGCAAGUCGCAAGACGCCAAAGUGCGGGUGAUCGAUCGACUCGGUCGUGUCCUGAACUACACUCUGCAACUAAAGGAGACAGAGGAGCUGGAAGUAGACAUGAGCUCUCUGCAGAGCUAUAUCAAGGACAAGAUUUACGCCCAUAAGACCAUGCGCGCCAUGCAGGUGCUGGAGGUUGUUUUGGCCUCGCCCUGUCAUAGCACUGCUAUACGCGCGGGUCGCUCCUUCUUCAAGCGCUCUGAGCCGGGCAAAGAGCAUAAUAUUGGCGAGGGCUACGAGGCUCUGAUCGGCCUCUAUCAGUCGGUCGUCCUUGGGGAUCGGCCGUUUGUCAAUGUGGACAUUUGCCACAAGUCAUUUGCGCUGCCCACAUCCGUCAUGGAGUACAUUGAGCGGUAUCAUGGCGAGGAAAUUGACAAGAAAACAAAUCUUGAGCUCAAGCGCCAAGAUAUCGAUGCCUUUCUGCGGGGCAUCAAGGUCAUUUACAAGCCCCCAGUGAGCUUUGAGAAACCCACGAGUGUCUUUAAAGUCGUCGGCCUGAGCGAAUUUCCGGCCAGCAAGCAAACCUUCGAUCUGGAGGGGAAAAGGACGACCGUGGAGGCGUAUUUCGCAUCUUGCAGUUACACUUUGCAGUUUCCGAAUCUGCUCUGCCUGCGUGUGGGCUCGGCCUUGAAGGAAAUUUACUUGCCCAUGGAACUGUGUGCCAUCGAAGAUGCCCAGCUCCUGAAUCGCAAAGAUCCGGUAGCUCAGGUGGCGGCCAUGAUUAAAUAUGCGGCCACAUCCACCAAUCAGCGGAGAGCCAAGAUUAUGCACAUGCUUUCAUUUUUCAAGCACAAUUUGGACCCCACCAUCGCACGCUUCGGCAUUCGCCUGGAGAGCGAUUUCAUCACGGUGGACACACGGCUGCUCGAAGCGCCGAUGGUGGAGUACAAGGGCAACUGUUUGCUGUCCGUGAAGAACGGUGCGUGGUGCAUGGAGCGUGCGAAAUUCUACGCUACCAAGCCGAACGAUCACAAAUGGGCCAUCAUUUAUGGUGGCCAGAUGAUGUACAAUCAGGUGGAAGAUUUCAAAGAACACGUCCUGCAGCAGAGUGCCUGGCUCAGUGUGUGCCUGGAGAGGAAGGCUGACAUACGGUCGUACAAGGGUGAGCGUGAUCUGGAUAAUCUAUUUCUGGAAUUCAAACGGAACCAGUGUGAUUUGGUUUUCGUUAUCAUACCGAAUUUCGGCACCACCUACGAUAUGGUGAAGCAAAAGGCUGAGCUGCAGCACGGCAUCCUGACGCAGUGCAUCAAGCAGUUCACAGUGCAGCGUAAAUUGAGCCCCCAGUGUGUGUUGAACCUUCUGCUCAAGGUGAACUCCAAGCUGAACGGAAUCAAUCACAAGCUGCAGGAUAACCCGCGCACUCAGCUGGAGAAUGUCAUGUUUCUGGGUGCCGACGUCACGCAUCCAUCGCCCGAUCAGCGCGAGAUACCCAGCGUUGUGGGUGUGGCAGCCUCCCAUGAUCCGUACGGCGCGUCGUAUAACAUGCAAUAUCGCCUACAACGCUCUGACCUGGAGGAGAUCGAGGACAUGGAGUCGAUAACUAGUGAGCAUUUGCGUGUGUUUCAUCAGCACCGCAAACGCUAUCCCGAUCACAUUGUCUACUAUCGCGAUGGGGUCAGCGAUGGUCAGUUUCCCAAGAUCAAGAACGAAGAGUUGAAGGGAAUCACGGCGGCCUGCUGCAAGAUGCACAUUAAUCCCAAGAUCUGCUGCAUUGUUGCUGUUAAGCGGCAUCACACGCGCUUCUUCCCCUCUGGCACUCCGUCCACGUACGAUAAGUUCAACAAUGUGGAACCGGGCACCGUCGUGGAUACGAUCAUUGUCCAUCCGAAUGAGAUGCAGUUCUUUCUGGUCAGCCAUCAGGCCAUUCAGGGCACGGCCAGGCCGACGCGUUACAAUGUGAUUGAGAAUACGGGCAACCUGGAUAUUGAUCUCAUACAGCAAUUGACAUACAAUCUAUGCCACUUGUUUCCGCGCUGCAACCGCGCCGUCUCGUAUCCGGCUCCGGCAUAUCUCGCCCAUUUAGUUGCCGCCCGUGGCCGAGUCUAUCUGACUGGCAUCAAAAAGUUCCUUUCUCCCAGGGAGUUGUAUGAAAAGCGUUUAAUUGUGCCACAGUUGAUGGAGAAAAAUCCAAUGUAUUUCGUUUGAACUUCGGGUUGUGCGCAGCAGAUGAAAAACACUUUGUAUUCGCACUAAAAAAUGUUUUAUUUUAAUGUUUUUAUAAUUAAGUUUAUGCUUAAAACAAUAGAUGAUAAAUGUACCUACAUUUCAUAUUCAUAUGGCAAAAAAUACAUACAACAAAUAAGAAUAAGAAAACGGAAUAGGUAGAGAAGGAAUUGUAACUCAGUCAAACUGAUGCUUAACUUAUUUCCAUAUGUGCAUGGCAUAAUUGUUGCUUAAUUCUACUUAAUUAAAAAUAUAAACCAAAGCGAAUUCAACUCUCAAAAGUAAUAUUUAAAUAAUCGUAAUUUUGUGUAUUGUACAUAAAUC
Drosophila obscura is the source of this 3157-nucleotide messenger RNA. Its product is annotated as protein argonaute-2. Gene Ontology annotation, molecular function: RNA binding; protein binding. The record is from RefSeq and is a predicted model, not a curated record. The transcript is spliced from 7 exons. NCBI's taxonomy places the organism in Eukaryota, Metazoa, Arthropoda, Insecta, Diptera, Drosophilidae. Bases 44 to 2815 code for a protein of 923 amino acids.